AUGCCUCUCCAGAUCUGGUCGUUAUCACAUUCCAGCAAAAUGAAGAAGUUAAACCCAUUGGUGGUUGGAUGGGGUCGCUACUUCCAGGGUGCCGUCCUUACAAAAGCUGCUGUGAACAGGGCCUAUAUCAGCCCCAAUGCGGCUGAAAUUCAGUCCCAACUGCUACUUCGGAAAAAAACUAAGGAGCUCUACAAGCGGUGGAAGAUACGACCGUGGACUCGAUUUGCCCCUUUAUUUCAGCUCCCGGUGUGGUUAACAAUGAUGGAGAGUAUGCGUAGAAUGGUUGGAAUGACCGGUGGCCUACUGAGCAUCGUUCAGGGAUGGUUAGAGAAACAUCCGGAGGCGCCCAAUGUUCCCAUGGUUCCAUCUCUAUCUACUGAAGGCGCAUUGUGGUUCCCUGAUCUUCUUGCCGCUGAUCCUUAUUGUGCGCUUCCGGUAAUUCUAUCUGCGGCGGUGUUUACCAACGUGACAUGGGGAUGGAAGAUAAAAAAGCGUGAAGACAUUCCUAAGUUGCCCACUCGGAAAGAGAGAAUAGCAGCUCAUACAAUGAGAGUUUUGAAGCGAACUUUCCAAGCUUCAGCUUUGUUCCUAUGUCCGGUUAUGAUCGCGUCAGAAGUCCCUGCCGGAAUGUUGAUAUACUGGAUCUCUAGUACCCUCUUUGCGACGGCACAGACGAAAGCUCUACCGAAAAUAAUCAGUACAAAGUCAAUACCGGCUCCAUGCAAGGAGAAAGCCGUUGCAGUCGUAAUCGGAGGGGAAGCAAAAACUCAACUUUCCGGAUUUGAAAACCUGGGUGAAAAACCGACGAAAAUCAAGACUUUUACAGGCCGCUGA
Molecule: messenger RNA, 834 nt
Organism: Coccidioides posadasii C735 delta SOWgp
Lineage: Eukaryota; Fungi; Ascomycota; Eurotiomycetes; Onygenales; Onygenaceae
Biological process (GO): protein insertion into mitochondrial inner membrane from matrix; mitochondrial respiratory chain complex IV assembly
Cellular component (GO): mitochondrial inner membrane
Molecular function (GO): membrane insertase activity
Source: RefSeq, a predicted model, not a curated record